GGGCGGUGCUCCCAGCUGGCUGAGUCCGGCUCGCGGCGGGGACCGUGCGGACUGAGGCCCAGGCGUGGGUGGGGCCCUCGGCGGAGGCGUGAAGUGCGCCCGGCGCGGGACAGCCGGGAGGGGACGAGCGGACCGCAGGCUGUGCUGUCUCCAGGGCACCAUGAACGCCAUCGUCGCCCUCUGCCACUUCUGUGAGCUCCACGGCCCCCGCACUCUCUUUUGCACGGAGGUUCUGCACGCCCCUCUUCCGAAGGGGGCUGGGGACAGCCCUGGCCAGGGGGAGCAGGCCGAGGAGGAGGAGGGUGGCAUCCAGAUGAGCAGUGGCAUCUGCACGCACAGCCCAGCGGAAGGGGCCAGCACGGAGUCCAGCAGCCCAGGACCCAAGAAGUCGGACAUGUGCGAGGCAAGUGUGGGGGGCUGGGCCGUUUCUCUCCCCCCAGGACGCGCGCUUGUGCUGGAGGCCUCCUGGGGGCAGCAGGGGCCGUGGUGCAGUGGAUGGGCCUCCCAGGAGUGUGGUCUCCAGUGGUGUGUGCAGACCGUUCUCCAUGGAGGGAGUUGGCUGCUUUUAUGUCCUUCUAGCUCUUUCCCUUCAUCCUAGCCUCAGCCUUUCAACCCGCCCUGUCCCAGCCAACUGUCGCCACCACCAUCCCAUUUGCCGUUCAGCCUCCCCACCACACGCUCUGUUCACACUCGUGUCCACAUUGGCCCAUCCCAGGCUCCGAUUCUCUCUGGCUGGUGUUCUCGGCGCUUCCUCCUCGUGGGGUCCUAGGGCUCCUGCGUGCUGCUUUGUGAGCUCUGGGAAGCGGAGUUUAAGUUCCCUCACCAGGUCACUUCUUCACGUGAGGGACCUGGGUUGGGCCCUGCCAUCAGAGGCAGUGUUGGAUUCUGGCUCACACUGAUGCUGAUACCUGUGGCCUCUUCCUGAGACUCCUGCCAAGUGGCUGUGUCAACACCAAGGACAGAUGCCAGCACAGCCCGCUAUGCGCCACUCGCAGCUGUGAGCCUCAGUUGUCCCUUCUGUAUGAUGGGCAGUCUCACUAAUUUUCUCAUAAGUCUGGUCUUUGGAUUAAAGAGAGAAUGUGUGUGGAGCUUUUUGUUGUUGUUAAUCCUCACCCAAGGAUAUUUUUCCCAUUGAUUUUUAGAGAGAGUGGAAGGGAUGGGGGAGAGAAACAUCGAAGUGAGAGAGACACAUCGAUUGGUUGCCUCUACCACAUGCCCUGACUGGGGCUGGGGAUUGAACCUGCAACCCAGGUACAUGCCCUUGACCAGGAAUCAAAACGGUGACCCUUUGGUGCGUGGGCUGACUCUCUAACCACUGAGAACACCGGCCAGGGCCGUAGAGCUUUCUUAACACCUGCUACGUAAGUGCUCAGUAUAUUGGAUCUGUUACUCGUCCCCUGUGAAACCUUUGUGGUCCUUGCAUCCUGGGUGUCCUCGUCAGGAAACAGCGAAAUCCUCAGGGAAGUAUAACUGGCAUGCAGUUAGGACUGUAUGGAGUCUCCGCUUCAGCUCUGCACAGGGCAAGAAAGCAUGGUGCCUGCUUCCCGCCUAACUGGUUUUCUUUUCCUUCUCGUGGGCAGGGCUGCCGAUCACUUGCUGUGGGGCAUCCCGGGUACCUGAGCCACGAUAAAGAGACUUCGAUUAAAUAUGUCAGCCAUCAGCACCCCAGCCACCCCCAGCUCUUCAGCAUUGUCCGCCAGGCCUGCGUGCGCAGCCUGAGCUGUGAGGUCUGCCCUGGCCGCGAAGGCCCUAUCUUCUUCGGGGACGAGCAGCACGGGUUUGUGUUCAGCCACACCUUCUUCAUCAAAGACAGCCUGGCCCGCGGCUUCCAGCGCUGGUACAGCAUCAUCACCAUCAUGAUGGACCGCAUCUACCUCAUCAACUCCUGGCCCUUCCUGCUCGGGAAGAUCCGCGGGAUCAUCGAUGAGCUCCAGGGCAAGGCGCUCAAGGUGUUUGAGGCAGAGCAGUUCGGGUGCCCACAGCGCGCCCAGAGGAUGAACACAGCCUUCACCCCAUUCCUGCACCAGAGGAACGGCAACGCCGCCCGGUCGCUCACCUCCUUGACCAGCGAUGACAACCUCUGGGCGUGCCUGCACACCUCCUUCGCGUGGCUCCUGAAGGCGUGCGGCAGCCGGCUGACGGAGAAGCUCCUGGAGGGCGCGCCCACCGAGGACACCUUGGUCCAGAUGGAGAAGCUCGCGGAUUUAGAAGAGGAAUCAGAAAGCUGGGACAACUCGGAGGCUGAAGAGGAAAAAGCCUCUGUCUUGCCAGAGGGUGCGGAGGGCCGGGAGCUGACCAAGUGUCCCACAGCUUCCUCCUCGCUCUCAGACUGUGAGAGCUGGCAGCCCCGAAAGCUGUCCGUCUUUCAGUCCCUUCGGCACAUGAGACAGGUCCUGGGUGCCUCGUCUUUUCGCAUGUUGGCCUGGCACGUUCUCAUGGGGAACCAGGUGAUCUGGAAAAGCAGGGACACAGACCUUGUCCUGUCAGCGUUUGAAGUUCUCCGGACCAUGCUGCCCGUGGGCUGUGUGCGCGUCAUCCCUUACAGCAGCCAGUACGAGGAGGCCUACCGCUGCAACUUCCUGGGGCUCAGCCCCCACGUGCAGAUCCCCACCCACGUGCUCUCCUCAGAAUUUGCUGUCGUAGUGGAGGUCCACACAGCCGCUCCCUCCAGCCUCCCCCCGGCUGGGUGUGAGGACGACCAGUCUCUGAGCAAGUACGAGUUCGUGGUGACCAGUGGGAGUGCUGUGGCUGCAGACCGAGUGGGCCCGACCAUUCUGAAUAAGAUGGAAGCUGCUCUAACCAACCAGAAUCUGUCUGUGGACGUGGUUGACCAGUGCCUCAUCUGCCUCAAAGAAGAAUGGAUGAACAAAGUGAAGGUCCUUUUCAAAUUCACCAAGGUGGACAGUCGGCCCAAAGAGGACACGCAGAAGCUCCUGAGUAUCCUCGGAGCAUCUGAGGAGGACAACGUCAAACUGCUCAAGUUCUGGAUGACAGGCCUGAGCAAAACCUACAAGUCCCACCUCAUGUCCACGGUCCGGAGCCCCCCGACCACAGAGCCUCGUAAUUGACCCACCAUGGAAGUCAGUGCCUUCUGGGAAGUGGUGAUGGCCAUCCUUGCCAUUGCACUCAGAGAUUGGGUGUCUGGUGGCCAUCCUAGGCUGUCCCAUCCUGCACUGCUGGCACGGAGCUGUGUCCGAGCAGGGCAUGCAAACUGUUGGGGCUGAACUAUGCCUGUGUGUGGGAUUUGGGUGUGGUGAGUUCUUGGGAUCAUCCCACCGGCUGUUUCCAUUGCUCCAGCCUGAAGAGGACCGUGGGAGACUUGUGACAAGGACAGGCCCCUGCACCGGUGCACCCUGUGAGAGAAGACGAAGGAAACUGUGUCUCCUGUCGCUCGUGGACUUAGAUCUCAACUUUUAUAGGGAAGACACGUCAGGCCAGACCUGACCUGGGUAUUUUCGCCACAAUAUCAUACUUUCUCUUGAGGUUAACAUUCAAAACUUUCUGUUCUGAAAUGCAGCAAGAGUUCUCCAGGCAUUAAAUGCACACAUGUAGUAUCACUACAGUUGUGGAUUUUCAAGACAGGUGCUGAUCCUUAGUCAUUUUUAGUAACCUGGUUUUGAGUUAGGGCUCUGGGACAGGCUUUUCGAGUAAAGAGGAGGUAUUCCUCAUCGGUGGGUCCUUGGGGACUCAUGUUCUGAAGUCAUGUGACUACCAAGUCUUCUGGCCAUGCUGUCCUGGUAUUGCUUUGAAAUUACCCUAUAGUUUGAGGUCAAGCCCCUGAUCUUUGUUACACAAAGAUGACACUUUGCCGAAAUGUUCCUGGAGCCAUUUGACUUGCCCAGCUCACUGUGUACUCUUCCACGUCACUUUGUUUUUAUUGCUUCUUUACACACAUUUGGCUGCAGUUAAUCUUCAGAGCAUGGUGACUUAAGGUAAGAUCAUCUCAUCCUCUCUGCAUUUUUAUAAGGGUUCAUGGUUUGGAGGGAUUUUCCAGCAGUUUUGCUGAUUUGUUUAGUUUUUGUUUAUUUAUAUUUAACAUGAAGACUAAGUAUAUGACUAGGUAUCUGUAUUAUGUAAGAACAUUGAAACAAUAAAUAUGUAUUUUUAUAACUUAUUGACCACAUGGUUUCAUAACUAAAGUUUUCUUGGGAUCAAUCACAGAAAAUAUGGUUAAAAUAACACCAGUAAUGAUAUAAUUAUUUUGGAACUUGAGUCUGUUAAAGGCUUACAACUUCCAGGGAAAGACUGGUAAACUGGUUAAUUUUGGUCAAUUUCAGCUCUUUGCACAGUAGCAGCUACCCCUCCCCUACCCCCAGCUGCAUGGCAGGCAGUGUUCAGCAGCUUGCACACAGCGUGGGAGCUAGGAUGGUAAAAGGGACCCUGUCCUAACUAUUAGGGAUCUGUGCUCCCAUCACUGAUUGCUACCUCUGAUCACAAAGGUGCAGGCAAAGAGAUUGGCAGCCGUUGUUGUUGCACCUCUCCCCUUGUUGCAAGCCCCUCCUCUAGCUGAAGUGACUAGUGGGAGACUUAAUGGGCUGUGUCCUCCUCCACCCACUUCAGUUUUUGCUUUUCUCCUUUCAGGAGCCAGAUAUGAAAGACUCUGACAUUCAAACAUAACCACGCAUAUGGGGGAAAUUAGAAGGUGGCUGCAUACCCACUGUUUACUCAGAAAGGACAUGAGAAAAACAAGUUUACACCUCUGGCCUAUUCUUGACAAAGAGACAGCUGACAGCAAUAAAAAUAAGUG
This is a messenger RNA of Myotis daubentonii (Daubenton's bat), 4747 nucleotides long. It is a transcript of the gene FLCN, whose product is annotated as folliculin. The record is from RefSeq and is a predicted model, not a curated record. Gene Ontology annotation, cellular component: cytosol. The coding region runs from base 1476 to 3068 and encodes 530 amino acids. The transcript has 11 exons. Gene Ontology annotation, molecular function: GTPase activator activity. NCBI's taxonomy places the organism in Eukaryota, Metazoa, Chordata, Mammalia, Chiroptera, Vespertilionidae. Gene Ontology annotation, biological process: negative regulation of transcription by RNA polymerase II; positive regulation of TORC1 signaling; positive regulation of transforming growth factor beta receptor signaling pathway.